UUUCGCCGCCGUCCUGUGGCGGGAACCGCGGCGCCCCGGGGACGGCGACGACUGAGAAGAAGCCAUGCAGGCAUUUCUGAAAGGCGCAUCUGUCAGUGCCAAGCCACAACUGACCAAGGACCGGGGGACACCUGCCACUGCAGGAAGCAGUGGAGAAACCAAGAAAGUCAAACCAGUUCCUUGGGUGGAAAAAUACCGUCCAAAGUGUGUGGAUGAAGUUGCUUACCAGGAAGAGGUGGUUGCAGUGCUGAAAAAGUCUUUAGAAGGAGCUGACCUUCCUAAUCUCUUGUUCUAUGGGCCACCUGGAACUGGCAAAACAUCCACCAUUUUGGCAGCAGCUAGAGAGCUCUUUGGGCCUGAACUCUUUCGAUUAAGAGUCCUUGAGUUAAAUGCAUCUGAUGAACGUGGAAUACAAGUAGUCCGAGAGAAAGUGAAAAGUUUUGCUCAGUUAACUGUAUCAGGAAGUCGUUCAGAUGGGAAGCCAUGUCCUCCCUUUAAGAUUGUAAUUCUGGAUGAAGCAGAUUCCAUGACUUCAGCUGCUCAGGCAGCUUUAAGGCGUACCAUGGAAAAAGAGUCAAAAACAACCAGAUUCUGCCUCAUCUGUAACUAUGUCAGUCGACUCCACACAUGCAUUGCGAAUUCUAUAACCAAGUAUGAUUUUAUGUAGGUUAGAGGUCUUGCUCCUCACACUGGGUUUAUCAUUGUUUCUGCCCAAUUUUCUUUUCAGGAAAUAGCAUAUCUUGUUAAAAUAUCAGAAGGAGAUUUACGGAAAGCCAUUACAUUUCUUCAAAGUGCUACUCGACUAACAGGUGGAAAGGAAGUCUCUGAAGAUGUGAUCACAGACAUUGCUGGGGUGAUACCAGCUACAACCAUUGAUGGAAUAUUCACUGCAUGUCACAGUGGCUCUUUUGACAAACUAGAAGCUGUGGUAAAGAACCUCAUAGAUGAAGGACAUGCAGCCACUCAGCUUGUCAAUCAACUUCAUGAUGCAAUUAUAGAAAAUGAAAAUCUCUCUGAUAAACAUAAGUCCAUUAUCACAGAGAAACUUGCUGAAGUGGAUAAGUGCUUAGCAGAUGGUGCAGAUGAACACCUGCAGUUGAUGAGCCUCUGUGCAACUGUGAUGCAGCAACUAACUCAGAAUUGUUAAUAAAAGAUGAUCUAUAUCCCUUUUGUAUGAAACCAGCUUUUUAUAAAUAAAUGG
This is a messenger RNA of Mus pahari (shrew mouse), 1201 nucleotides long. RefSeq names its product replication factor C subunit 4 (gene Rfc4). Gene Ontology annotation, biological process: DNA repair; DNA-templated DNA replication. The transcript is spliced from 10 exons. Gene Ontology annotation, cellular component: nucleus; DNA replication factor C complex. Lineage: Eukaryota; Metazoa; Chordata; Mammalia; Rodentia; Muridae. The record is from RefSeq and is a predicted model, not a curated record. Gene Ontology annotation, molecular function: ATP hydrolysis activity; ATP binding; DNA binding.